CGGAGAUGGCAAAUCAAACAUUGCACUCACUGGUUGAUUCAGUGAAGAGCUCCGUCCUCAGCCCGUCAACCUGCACUAGCGACACCGUAUCGUUGUUGCGCAAACUCCUUUCAGCCGUGGAUGACGAACGCAAAACUGGGGAGCGCAAAAGUGCAAAGACUGUCAAGGCUGGCUCAUCCUCUCGUCGCCAGCCAAGGACGGGUAAUUCUAGAGCUACCACAAAAGUGGCCGUUUUUCAGACUAGAACCGAGUCUCCCAUUCCUCCACUCUCGAAACAGAACAAAAUAGCCUUGGCCACGGAAAUAUUCAAUGCUUCCUCAAGAACACUCUCCGAACAUAUUAAACUUCAAUCCCCGCGACCAUUUGAUAAUGCCCUAAAAAAGAAUACGGUUACGAAAAACCCGGGAUCACCGAAGAAACCGCUUCAGCCUACCUCCCCGAAUCGAACAAUCCGAUCACCAACGAAAGCCAAAGGAAUUUCGGAAAGGUUGAAUGAGCGAAACACAGCAGCGAGCAAUGUCACAGGGGUUGCAGAAUCGGCGCUGUUAGCUUUAUCUAGCCUUCGAGAUCUAAAAUGUAAUGAAGAUGGAACUCGAAUUCUUAACGUCCAAUUGGAACAAGGGCUUUGUAUCUUGAUCGGGAAGCUAUUUGCCGUUGGGCUCAACAAUAUGGCAAUUAGGGAGCUACGGCUAUUGAAAGGCAGAAUACGAGCAUAUUUCGAUAGCGAAACUCCAAAAGUGAAACUUAGACGGACAGCCAAUCCAGCCAAAGAAAUCCAAAGCGAGCGGGCAAGCGAAAAAAUGGAGGACCUCGUUCUUGUUCCGAAAGUACCAGAAGAUGGCGCUAUGAUUCAACUUUUUGUUUCUCUUCAAAAUCUAGCAUUGAGAGCCGUCAUCACUGAGGGUCAACCUGCCACAGCGCAGAAGAUGAUGAAUCAUUUGGUAUUUUCCAAUCCUUGCAGCCCACCCAAUCUUAUUCUUGCGGCGUACAAAUUUGGCACACUCUCUGCAGAUAAGGCCGCUCAACAAUUGCAAUCCCUUUCCAGUUCAAUUCUAUCCCUUGCCGCGUUAACGGUAUCUCCGGGAGAGGGGGUCCCUUGCAGCAUGAAAUCGCGAAUCAAGCCUACUGUGACAGUAGCGUUGCAAAUUCUCUCUCUCGAAGUAAAGUGCCUAUGGUGGAAGAUGGCAGGACAUCGAUACGACGCUGAUAAGGAGCUAUGGCACCCUCUCGCUCGGUACUUCUCGGCAUUGACACGACAUUGUUCGGCCAUCAAGAAAGCUGACUUUGAAUGUAUCAAGGAAGCAUUUCUGCGACUUAAAACGAGCUUGAACUCGAACGGAUACAAUGUGAACAUUCGAAAUGUUAAGUCUGCCUCCGUAUCCAUAGUGCUGCGAAUUUUGGGCCAGUUAGCGUAUACAGCCGGGUGUCUAUCCGAUGCAAUUGAGUUCUGUAAAGCUUCCACUGCUUGUCUGACAGCUUCACAGCCAUUGCAAUUAGCUAUUUGUUGUUGCAAAACUGCUUUUGUCCAGAUCGAAUUUCUAAAGACCUCCCCUCGUCAUCGGCGGGAGAUAAGUUCGGCGAUUUCUGACGCAGCGAACAAUCUAAGUGCUCCAUUGAAGGGCAAUUUAACCGACUUGGACGAAUUGCUCAUGGAGGCUGCAAAACUCAAAAAAACGAUUAUGAAAGCGGUGAAUGGCUUGACAGAUGCUGCGGUUGUCGAUAAUACUAUGACAUUCGAUGUUGAGAGUUUAUGGCUCAGUAUUAAUGAGUACCUCAUGAGUUUUGUUCGUUUCCUUAGCCGUUAUCUGGGCCCGUCGCCACCGUUUGAUGCGGAAGCAAACUCAAAGGCCGGGUUUAUGCUACGACUUGGGACCUGCAAGAAUAUCGCGAUUUCAGCCGUUGAUUCUAGCAUCGCUGUAGCCAAAAUAUCAUUGAGCACGGAACAACCUCCCUGGGGAAGAAUUAGCCCGCUCUUAAUCGACUGCUUUGGCCUUCUCAACCGUCUCAGCUACGACCAUUGCAAUAAUGACAAUAACCAGGCAUCCAAUGGCGUAUCUUCCGGCCUUCUCAGAUUAUCCAAUCUCUACUGGUCACGAUACGCUGCGCAGAAGGAAGCUGGGAAAUCAGCGUUUGAACUCGUUCCUCUGCUAGAGCGAUCAAUAAAUAUCCUAGGGCACUGUGCACCGGCUGAACAGACUUCAGGUUUCAUUGCUAUCAAAAUCGAGAGACUUGCCACUAUUUAUUCGGAGAUAGGGCAUGAGGCAAAAGCAGAGACCAAUUACUGCUCUGCAAUUCGCGCGCACAUAAUAGCUGGCACUCUGGAGUUGGCCAGUGCCCAGUCCUUCCAGAGGCCCUUCCGCUACAUUUGGAAAAACCCCCAAAGUCCUGCGUAUGCGUUGGGCCGCGUGCUAGGCAGUUACAUCAAGGCUAGAUUGAAACAAGUACGCAAGACCUCUCAGCUUGCAUAUGACGAUGAAGCCCUUGAUGUUGAGAGUAGGGCUCUGUUGCUCGAGAGUCAGAUGGCGUUUCUAGUUGAUAGCUUUGCCGUUGAUCCCUCCGAUAUGUUAGCUCAAUGCCUUGCCUCUAUGAUCACAAAGCUGCUUGCAAUAUACUCUAUAGACAUAUUCCCCCUACGACGGUCAAGGGUCCUUGUCUCCAGCUUAAGGCUAUUCCUUGAAUCAAACAUUGACUUUGAUUCUGAUUUCUGCGAUUAUCUUUCACAGGAAGCAAAAUCAUGUCUUUCCCAGGGUUUAGAGCUCUACAAAGAUCAGGAUUUGUAUCCAUACCAAGAGGAUAUAAUGAGUUCGCUUCGUCUGGCACUGGGGUUUUACAGUGGUGAUUUACAGACGGCCGAUUUGCAACUUGUCAUCCAGUCAUGGGCGAAAAUGUCGCAAAGCUGGGCUACCUGGGAAUCGGUGGAAGCUAAAAUAUCCGAUCCUCACACCUGGAUUUCUCAACUUCGUGGCCUUGUCGACUAUUUGGAAAUUAAGGCGCAAUGGAUGCAGCAAAUAACCUUGCUGUCAGUCCUCGAAAAGGUCCUGGAGCUUCAAGAGAAACGUGAUUUUUCCUUGCUUGUGACUUCACUGUCCAUAAUGGGUGUUCAAUUGAGUCGCCUCGGGUUUCCUGAUAGGGCAGGCGAAGUACUAACAAGGGCAAAGGAGGUUAUUGGACAGCAUGCGAUAUGCCCGUCAGUUUUAAUAUCAUGGCAUCUUGCGUACGCUGAAUAUCUCGUGGAGAUGGGGCGCCCGGAAAAAAGCUUCGAGGUUCUUCAAGAUGCCCAAAUGGUUUUCGAAACUAACAUUGGCGAGAUGGCUAAGGAUUCUAUGCGCAUGCGCAGUUGCCUCGAUAAAAUAGGAAUUGAUGCAGCGUGUAUUCUUUCACGAAUAACAUUCACUGAAGGUAAAAUUGGCGAGGCCACGUUUUAUGCAAAGAAUGCGGUGAAAUUGAGUUCCCGACUUUGGGCAAGGUUGGAAAAGUAUUCAAAUUUGAAAACGGAUAAAAAGGUCGCCGACAAUAUCGAAGAGGCCGAUGCCCUUACAGAGAAACUUGCUAACGUGGACCUGUCAUCUGCCGGCAAGGAGCCGGCGAAGGGUUACCGCACAGGAUCCGUCUACUGGCCAUAUUUUUCAUCCCACUGCACUGCGUUGCAGCAAUUAUCCCGGAUCUCUGCUAAUAAUGGGCUGUAUCAAGAUGCUGUCUAUUAUGCCCAACUAGCUUUAGAUGCAAGCGAAGCUCUCGGGGCCACCUGCUUAGCCACUCUCAUCAAGGCAGAGCUGGGUAGCUAUAACAUCCGUGGUAACCAAGUGGAUAAGGGUCAGGAACUGUUGAAGGCGUUGGAAGCAGAAUUGCCGACAGUCCACGAGACAAUCCAUACCGUCGCAUUGCGAUACCACGUAUCUGCACUCCAUGAAUUCAGCGGCAAACUGGAAGAAGAAUAUGAAAUGCUUGAUGCAUGUCACAACGCCUUGGCGGAGCUACUGCGAACUGGAAUUACCGAAUUACCUUGUCGGCCGAACAGCGAAAUUGAUGAAAUUCAGACGAAAAUCAAAGAACUAAGCCUCGACACUAGAAACGAAUCCCGACCCCAGCGGAAAACAAGACACGCUCAACGGUCAGGAAAAACUAGCAAACAGUCAGAAAAAGCUUCAGUUACGAAAACUUACGGAGAACCUGGCCUUCCUCGAGCGUCCUCGCUUUUGCAGUUACGCGGCGAUAUUUUACGUCGACAGGCGGAGGCUUUACUCUCUAAUGGACGACUUCAGGAUGCUGGAAUUCUCUUAGACGAAGCCGAGAAACUUACAAGCUCAAAGAAUAGUCAUGUUUCUCAAUGCAUCCGCAGAGCUAACCUUUAUUUGAACGAGGCUGUUCAUAAACUUGCGAGCCAUGGCGUUUACUGUGUCCUUCCUGAGUCUUGUAUCGCCCUAUCCUCUGUCCAGCAAACAGAGAGCGCGCAGGACCUAGCUUCAUCAGCCACAAGUUCUGCUAGUUCUCCAAAGAAAAAGUCAAAGCCCAGUCGACUUGUUGGAGAAGAUUUCACCGGGAUUUUAUCCACAGCCAGACAAGACCUCUAUACCUUUUCCCCGUUGGCAGUGACUCACUGUUCGACAAUGGACUGCCAUGUCUUUUCUUACUUAACGAGUAAAGUGUCAGCUCUAUCAUACGCAACAUCCAAAGGUGGUGAUUUUAUCGACCCUUUCUCUACAUUGCAACUUAAAGAGACCGGACGAGAUACUGCUUUACUACGGGAGCACUGUGCUAUCAUGGCCGAUAAACAACUGAGCGAAUCUGCAAAAUUGCCGAAAUGGCCCUUGGUUCCAGACAUAAGGACAAAUGGAAAUUCGCUCCAGUUUUCUGACGUUUCGAAAGACUGUAUUGAUCUCCUCCCCGAUACUUGGAACGUUGUCUCCAUAAGCCUGGGCGUUGACCACAACGAAUUUGUAAUAUCGAAACUGCGUGCUGGCCAGGCACCGUUUAUGCUAUGCCUUCCUCUAAAACGAAGCGACUCAGACGACGAUGAUGAAGAGACUUUUUCAUUCGAUGAUGGCAAGGCAGAGUUACUGGAAAUAAUAAAAUUAGCCAACAGAAGCGCCCAUGAUACCCGUGCUCGGGUGGAUAAAAAGGCCAAAAAGGAAUGGUGGGCUAAUCGGGAGGCUCUCGAUACGCGACUGAAAGAUCUCCUUCACAACAUUGAAAAUAUAUGGUUCGGAGGUUUUCGGGGAAUUUUUUCUCAGAAGCCGAAGAAUGAAGCUUUGCUUUCGCGAUUCAUCCACUCUUUUGAGAAAACUCUCAAUAAACACUUGCCGUCAAGGCGUGGAAAAAGAGGGAAGAACAAGGACUGCCGGCUCAGCUUGGACCGAAACGUCAUGGAGCUUUUUGUGAACAUUAGGAGACUAUCGGAUGAGGAUGACCCAGAAGACUCCGUGAUGGACCUGCUAUACUUUGUUGUUGACGCGUUGCAAUUCCAGGGCGAGAGGAAUGCGUACGACGAAAUUGAUUUUGACAUGAUGGUCAUUGAAACCUUGGAUGCUUUGCGAAGCUACGCCGAAGCGGAACAGAGGGAAGAAAACUCUCAGCCACAGCCACAUACAAUUCUCAUACUUGACAAAACUCUUCAUUCGUUCCCGUGGGAGUCAUUGGAUUGUCUGCAAGGAUGUUCCGUGUCCAGGAUACCAUCGCUCCACUGUUUGCGCGAACGGCUCUUUGAUAUUAAGGCCCAGCAAGGGGCAAAUGUCUCACGACAAGGAUAUCAUAUUAAGAAAGAAAGCGGAGCGUUCAUUCUCAACCCCAGUGGAGAUCUCAAAUCAACGCAAAACACUUUCCAAUUUCCGCUCUCCAAAUUCGAUGGCUGGACCAACAUUACUCAAAAAGAGCCUAGCGAAGAAGAUUUUAGGGGAGCUCUAGAAUCUAAGGAUCUUCUCCUCUACUUUGGGCAUGGAAGCGGCGCCCAAUAUAUCCGUGGCCGAACGAUAAAAAGGCUUGACCGCUGCGCCGUCACUUUUUUGAUGGGAUGUAGUAGCGGAGCAAUGAUCGAAGCUGGCGAAUUCGAACCAUAUGGUACACCUUGGAAUUAUAUGCAAGCUGGCUCUCCUGCUUUGGUUGCUACGCUCUGGGACGUUACCGACAAGGAUAUCGAUCGUUUUGCGGAAGGGGUUUUCAAGCAGUGGGGCUUGUUUUCCUCUGAGGAGGAGAACCCCGGACUAGGUCGCUUAUCUAGGAAAAAUGGGAAGAUGGCUGAUAACUCUGAGAGUGGUUUAGGGUUGGAAGAGCCUGGGUCGGUUGGCUUGGACACUGCAGUUGCAAGAUCAAGGGAUGCUUGCAUUUUGAAAUAUUUGAAUGGCGCGGCGCCAGUUGUCUAUGGUGUUCCUGUGUUUUUGGAAUAAGGCGUUUUUCAGGAUACGGUUUGGAAUUGUUUAAUGCUAGCGAGGAGUUGGGGACAUUACAAUUAGACGAUGACAGGUACAUAAUAGAAGGGAUUGCUCCUUAAUAUUUAAGCUUUUC
This is a messenger RNA of Coccidioides immitis RS, 6498 nucleotides long. RefSeq names its product separase. Gene Ontology annotation, cellular component: cytoplasm; centrosome; mitotic spindle pole body. Gene Ontology annotation, molecular function: protein binding; cysteine-type endopeptidase activity. The coding region runs from base 6 to 6380 and encodes 2124 amino acids. The record is from RefSeq and is a predicted model, not a curated record. Lineage: Eukaryota; Fungi; Ascomycota; Eurotiomycetes; Onygenales; Onygenaceae. The transcript has 3 exons. Gene Ontology annotation, biological process: proteolysis; meiotic chromosome separation.